Camelus dromedarius (Arabian camel) is the source of this 1333-nucleotide messenger RNA. RefSeq names its product F-box and leucine rich repeat protein 15 (gene FBXL15). NCBI's taxonomy places the organism in Eukaryota, Metazoa, Chordata, Mammalia, Artiodactyla, Camelidae. Gene Ontology annotation, molecular function: protein binding. Bases 431 to 1195 code for a protein of 254 amino acids. The record is from RefSeq and is a predicted model, not a curated record. Gene Ontology annotation, cellular component: SCF ubiquitin ligase complex. Gene Ontology annotation, biological process: SCF-dependent proteasomal ubiquitin-dependent protein catabolic process. The transcript has 3 exons.
GGGCCGAGAGAGGGAAGAAGGACCUGGUGGAGGGAAGCCGAACCAGGGCCGUGUUUUGGGGCCGCUUAUAGGUGCCGGGGCUCAGGAGCAUAACGGAGGCGAACUCGCAGGUAACAGCGGCCCGGGGACGCCGCCGUCAACGCCCCUUUACCCGCAGGCUCCUGGACCUGCCCUGGGAAGACGUGCUGCUCCCACACGUCCUGAGCCGGGUUCCACUGCGCCAGCUACUCCGGCUGCAGCGCGUCAGCCGGGCCUUCCGGGCGCUGGUGCAGCUGCACCUGGCUGGGCUGCGCCGUUUCGACGCCGCUCAGGUGAGCCAGUGGCCAGAGCCCCGCCCCCUUCUGGGUCCUGCCCUUGCCCUGCCUCCGGCCCAGCCCUGAACCCCCAGCCCCACUGUCUCCCCUUCCGGAUCCCCCUUGGGCCUCCAGGAAUGCCCGGAAAGCAAUCCACCCAGCGUGAAGUACCCUCAAAGGGCGAGUACCAGGAAUCAACUCAGAGGGUGGGUCCACAGAUCCCGCGGGCCGCAUUGGCCUGGCUGCUGCGGGACGCUGAGGGGCUGCAGGAGCUGGCGCUGGCGCCAUGUCACGAAUGGCUGUCGGACGACGAUCUGGUGCCGGUGCUGGCGCGGAAUCCGCAGCUUCGGAGUGUGGCGCUGGCCGGCUGCGGGCAACUGAGCCGCCGCACGCUAGGGGCGCUGGCCGAGGGCUGCCCCCGCCUGCAGCGCCUAUCGCUUGCGCACUGUGACUGGGUAGAUGGGUUGGCGCUGCGCGGCCUCGCUGACCGCUGUCCAGCCCUCGAGGAGCUGGACCUCACCGCCUGCCGACAGCUCAAGGAUGAGGCCAUCGUGUACCUGGCGCAGAGGCGCGGCGCAGGCCUCCGCAUCCUCUCGCUGGCGGUCAAUGCCAAUGUGGGGGACGCCGCUGUCCAGGAAUUGGCUCGGAACUGCCCAGAACUCGAGCACCUCGACCUAACCGGCUGCCUCCGCGUCGGAAGCGACGGUGUCAGGACAUUGGCGGAGUACUGCCCGGCACUGCGCUCACUGCGGGUGCGGCACUGCCACCAUGUGGCGGAGCCCAGCCUGAGCCGCUUGCGGAAGCGCGGCGUCGACAUCGACGUGGAACCGCCCCUGCAUCAGGCGCUGGUGCUGCUGCAGGACAUGGCGGGCUUUGCACCCUUUGUCAACCUGCAGGUCUGACACGCCUGCCGAUGGGCACAGCUGGACUGUGUGGCAGGGACUAUGAACUGUAGGGAAACUGAACUGUGGGGGUCUCAGGUGAGAGGCCAAUGCCCUACCCAAUCCUGAAGCUUCCAAUAAAGAGCGUUUUACCCCCUC